Molecule: messenger RNA, 1752 nt
Organism: Cicer arietinum (chickpea)
Lineage: Eukaryota; Viridiplantae; Streptophyta; Magnoliopsida; Fabales; Fabaceae
Product: inositol-3-phosphate synthase-like
Biological process (GO): inositol biosynthetic process; phospholipid biosynthetic process
Molecular function (GO): inositol-3-phosphate synthase activity
Source: RefSeq, marked provisional
AUGUUCAUUGAGAGUUUUAAGGUUGAAAGUCCUAACGUGAAGUACACAGAUACUGAGAUUCAGUCAGUAUACAGUUACGAAACAACCGAACUUGUUCAUGAAAACCGAAAUAACACUUAUCAGUGGGUUGUCAAGCCCAAAACCAUCAAAUAUGAAUUUAAAACCCAAACACAUGUCCCUAAAUUGGGGGUAAUGCUCGUGGGGUGGGGUGGAAACAAUGGUUCAACCCUCACUGGUGGUGUUAUUGCAAACCGAGAGGGUAUUUCAUGGGCAACAAAGGACAAGAUUCAGCAAUCAAAUUAUUUUGGUUCGCUGACUCAGGCAUCAGCUAUUAGAGUGGGGUCUUUCCAAGGGGAGGAAAUUUAUGCCCCAUUCAAAAGCCUUCUUCCAAUGGUAAACCCUGAGGACAUUGUGUGGGGGGGAUGGGAUAUCAAUAACAUGAACCUAGCUGAUGCCAUGGGCAGAGCCAGGGUGUUUGAUAUCGACCUUCAGAAACAAUUAAGGCCUUACAUGGAAUCAAUGGUUCCACUCCCUGGUAUCUAUGACCCUGAUUUCAUUGCUGCUAAUCAAGGAGAUCGUGCUAACAACGUUAUUAAUGGAACUAAGAAAGAACAACUCCAACAAAUUAUCAAAGACAUCAAGGAGUUUAAGGAAGCUUCUAAGAUUGACAAGGUUGUUGUACUGUGGACUGCUAACACAGAGAGGUACAGUAAUGUUGUUGUGGGACUAAAUGACACCAUGGAAAAUCUUUUGGCUUCUGUGGAUAAGAAUGAAGCUGAGAUUUCCCCUUCAACCCUUUAUGCAUUGGCUUGUGUUCUUGAAAAUGUUCCUUUCAUCAAUGGAAGCCCUCAAAACACCUUCGUCCCAGGGUUGAUUGAUCUGGCCAUCCAAAGGAACAGUUUGAUCGGUGGAGAUGAUUUUAAGAGUGGUCAGACAAAAAUGAAGUCUGUGUUGGUUGAUUUUCUUGUUGGGGCUGGUAUCAAACCAACAUCAAUAGUGAGUUACAACCAUUUGGGAAACAAUGAUGGAAUGAAUCUCUCAGCUCCACAAACAUUCCGCUCUAAGGAAAUCUCCAAGAGCAAUGUUGUUGAUGAUAUGGUCAAUAGUAAUGCCAUCCUCUAUCAGCCUGGUGAACAUCCGGACCAUGUCGUCGUUAUUAAGUAUGUGCCUUAUGUGGCGGACAGUAAGAGAGCAAUGGAUGAGUACAUAUCAGAGAUAUUCAUGGGUGGAAAGAACACAAUUGUGUUACACAACACAUGUGAAGAUUCACUUCUAGCAGCUCCUAUUAUAUUGGACUUAGUGCUUCUUGCUGAGCUUAGCACUCGAAUUCAGUUCAAAUCUCAACAUGAGGACAAGUUUCACUCAUUCCACCCUGUUGCUACCAUCCUCAGUUACCUCACUAAAGCUCCUCUUGUCCCACCAGGUACACCAGUGGUGAAUGCAUUGUCAAAGCAGAGAGCUAUGCUGGAAAAUAUUCUAAGAGCUUGUGUUGGAUUGGCUCCUGAGAACAACAUGAUUCUGGAAUACAAGUGAAGUAACGAUUCAGUUAGGAAUUUGGGGAUAACUCAGUUUAUUUCACUGUUCCAAAAAAGUUAUUCCAUGAUGAUGAUCCUCUAUUUGCUGCUGUAUUUUGAUAUGUUCUAUAGCACCAUAUCAUAUGUAGAACAUUUGAUUGUCAUGUCUUUUCUCCUGCCGGCUUAUUUUAUAGCACAGAGCAGAUAAUCUAAAUAUAUGAAAUAAUAUUCAGCUAUC